Molecule: messenger RNA, 1288 nt
Organism: Notolabrus celidotus (New Zealand spotty)
Lineage: Eukaryota; Metazoa; Chordata; Actinopteri; Labriformes; Labridae
Exons: 2
Coding region: 23-1288 (421 amino acids)
Biological process (GO): N-acetylglucosamine metabolic process; keratan sulfate proteoglycan metabolic process
Cellular component (GO): membrane
Molecular function (GO): N-acetylglucosamine 6-O-sulfotransferase activity; keratan sulfotransferase activity
Source: RefSeq, a predicted model, not a curated record
AGAGCCAGAGGAGGGGGGCAGGAUGGAGUGCUCCUGGAAGACAGUGCUGCUGCUGGUGUGUGCGUCUUUGGGGGUCCAGUACACGGCCAUCCGCACCCUGAGGGACUCCCUAUCUGGACCCUGUCAGGGAGCCUACCGCUGCUCCACCAGACACUACAGAGACUCCAGGUGGAGAUCGGUGUGUGAUGACGGCUGGACGGUGGAGUUGCCUCGUAAACACAUCCUGCUGUUCGCCACCACUCGAAGCGGCUCGUCCUUCACCGGGCAACUCCUGAACCAGCACCCUGAGAUCUUCUACGUGUUCGAACCUCUCUUUCACGUCCAGCAGGCCUUCACCAACUCCAGCAGCCGGCUGCGUCGCUCCCUCGACCGCCGGGCCCUCCUGGGAGCGUACAGAGACCUCCUCCUCAACCUCUACACCUGCGACCUGCACUUCAUGGAGAACUACAUCCGCCCAGAGCCCCAGGACCACCUCACAAACUCCUUCUUCCGCCGGAGCUCCAGCCACGCUCUCUGUUCCCCUCCUGUGUGCGUAGAAGGAAGUGAUGCAGCUGCCUCGGAUCUGCCUGAUGAAACCUGGUGUCCUAAGAAGUGCGGGGCCCUGAACCUCACCUUAGCCUCCAUGUCAUGUCUAUCAAGGGGACACGUAGCCAUAAAGACAGUGCGGGUUCCUGAGGUGGGUGACCUGCGCACCCUGACAGAGGAUCCUCGUCUGGACCUGAAGAUCAUCCACCUGGUGAGAGAUCCCCGAGCUGUCCUUGCCUCUCGCAUGGUGGCGUUUUCAGAUCAGUUCCGUGCUUGGAAAAUCUGGAAUGCGACAGGAAGGCAGCCACGUUACGUCGACCUGUCGCAGAUAACCAGCACCUGUAAGGACAUGACGGCCUCAGCAGAGACCGGCCUGCAGAAGCCAGCGUGGCUUCGAGGACGCUACAUGCCGGUGCGAUACGAGGAUCUGGCAUUUCAUCCAAAGGAGAAGGCGGCUGAGAUCUACAGGUUUGUAGGUGUGGAGAUGGAGGACAGAGUGCGUUUGUGGGUUGAAAAGAACACCAACAGUAACAUGACGUCUCCUUCCUCUGAGUGGAACUACAGAUACUCCACCACCAGAGACUCCAGAGCGACCGCAGAGAGCUGGAGGCUUCGACUAAGCUUCGACAUUGUGAGGACUGUACAGAAUCUGUGCAACGACACGCUGGCUCUGCUGGGAUACAAACAGGUCCAGUCUGCAGCGGAGCUCAGAAACCUGUCUCACAGUUUGGUGGAAAACAUGACGUUUGAGGCGCUCACGUAG